Molecule: messenger RNA, 6226 nt
Organism: Penaeus vannamei (Pacific white shrimp)
Lineage: Eukaryota; Metazoa; Arthropoda; Malacostraca; Decapoda; Penaeidae
Source: RefSeq, a predicted model, not a curated record
AUGACUCAGCUGAGAUAUACAAAGCAGAUAUACAAAGAUAUGAUGUUUGGAGGGUCAUAUCCCCUUGUCUCUUUGUUGAGUCAGUGGCCCUCGACCUCCAUGGACUCAGCACGUGUUGGGGACAGCUGUUGCAACAUCAGCAGAACCAUACUCACUCGGGCUCCCCUUCCAGAUGACUACACGCGAGUGGUGGUGAGCAGUUUCCCGGGGGUUCCAGGCAGCGACUACAUCAAUGGGAACUACAUCCGAGGGGCCAGCGGGUCCAGGGCAUAUAUUGCCUCCCAGGGCCCGCUGCCCCACACCACGGCCGACUUCUGGAGGAUGGUGGUGGAGUGUGAGGUCCAGGUCAUCAUUAUGGCCUCCAACGAGACGGAGGGUGGAAAGCACAAGUGUGAAUGUUAUUGGGUAAACACUACAAAUGAGGAGAGGCAGUUUGGGAAUGUCACGGUUUCCUUUGUGAAGGCCAGGCAAGUGUGUCCAGACUUCAUGGUUCGAACACUCAAGAUCAAAUACCCCACAGACUCCGGCAAGACAGAAGAACGAACAAUCUGUCAGUUCCACUAUGUACUCUGGCCUGAUCAUGGAGUUCCAGAGACUGUCCGACCACUGCUGGACAUGGUGCGGUUGGUGAGAGACUGUCAAGCUUCGGAGACAUUGCCUGUUCUUGUUCAUUGUUCAGCUGGCUGUGGCAGAACAGGAACAAUUUGUGCAAUUGACUAUGUGUGGGGUCUUCUGAGAGCUGGGCGUUUGACAGAAAAUCUGAACCUCUUCGGCCUUGUAAAGGAGAUGCGUAGACAGCGUGUUGCUAUGGUGCAAACAAGGGAACAGUACAUUCUCUUGCACAGAGCAGUCCGAGAACUUUUCAAGGAAAGAUUGAAGGUUAUAGAUGCUCACCCAUAUGAAAAUAUAGCAACUGAUGGUACACCUCUAAUUUUAAGAGAAAAGGAGAGUGACUAUGAGGAACUCUAUGUGAAACCUGAGAAGCAAGAUGAAAGUGCCAAACCAACCCCACCAACAACAGCCCCAAGUGCCGUAUCCACUCCAACUGGCUCUCUCACUCGGUAUUCUAAUACAAGAGGAAAUAAUGAUUACCUGGCAUCGAGUUCACCCAUAAAUAGCUUAGAGAGGCCGGUGGCUCCUGUUCCUCCACUCCCUCUGAAACUCUGCAAGCCUCCCCCAGUUACUUCAUGCGUGUCACCGCACUCCUCACCUAGCCCCCACAUUUCACCCAUCCCGCAGCCAUCCACCAUCCAAAAUCACUGUUCACCGGUCCCUCAACCAUCCCCUGUAUCACUUCCUACCGCUAACCAGGCUUAUCGUAGCUACUCUGCUUCUCCAUCUCUACCUGUGGUUACAAGCACUCUCCAGCCUGUAGUUACUGUCACAAGUUCCAGUUGCUCACCAGGAGGAUCUCAUCUGUUCUCACAGUUAUCACCCAACCCUUUCCAAGUCACUCCAUCCAAUAGUAAGGCUGGGAUUCACCCAACUUCAAAAUUAGAAAAGGAUGCAGAAAAUGCGGCUCACAAACGGCAAGUUGCACAACCCUCUGGUUCCUCCCCUGCUGGUGGAGUUACACAGAGAACCAUGCAAACUCCUAGUGUAUCAGGAAGCCCACAGCCUUUAUCCUCAGUUGCCACACCUUCAAAUACACCAAACCAUACCCCAACACCACUUCAUAGCCUGAGUAUGUCACAAUCUGCACAUCAUUUGAAUCCAGUCCCUCCAAUUCGAAGUAGGACACCUUCUCCAGGGAUGACAUAUGGAAGAUCCUUAGAAGAAGGGAAGCACAGUGUAGUUGAUAACACCCACAUUAGUCAGGACACUAGCACUAAGAGCACUGAAAUUGUAAGACGACCAAGCAUAGCAGAGCUCAAGGAAUUGUUUGAAAAAGCAGGAGAUGCUGAAACUCCAGGAGUGAGACUGUCUCGCAGUGCAAGCAGUGUAACAUCAAGAACUAGCCUGAGCAUUCAUCCAGAUGCAGAUGGAGGCUUUCGCAUUAAGAGAAAGAGCAGUUUAGGGGCUGAAGAAACUUUGCAGUCAAAGAAAGCAUAUGAGAUGUUAGAAAGAUCACGCCAUCUUAACAUCUGCCCUCCUCCACCACAUGAGUCUUCGAAAGCUGCAGCUGUAUCAACAGCACCUGUGACUGUUGUAAGUGCUGCCAAACCACCUUCUAGUCCUGUGUACACCAGCCCCUUAUCACGAAGGAGAGGAACCCACAACCUAAAUGACUCCCAAGAUGAUAAUUCUCAUUCAGCUUUGUUGGCUCGAGUUGAUGACAGACCUGCUUUACCUGUUAAAAAGAGCAAGUCAUUUAGAUAUGCUCGGCCUGUAGACUCGUCCACAAAUACCAUAGCUUCUACAAGAAGUCCAGAACUAACAAGGAAGAAAGCAGAUAUCAACACCUAUUUUAGCUUAGACAGAGGGAAAGGAGACAGCUUUUCACUCAAUAAGUCAGAAAGUGGCAGUGUUAAUUUCAUAGGAGAUAUUCCAUCACCAAGAGAAGGAUUCAAACUAUCAGUCUAUCAGAUGCCAAAUACAUCACAGGCAUCAAAGCCUGGUGUAAGCAGUAAUGAAACUAAAGAUCAAACUAUCCCUGAAAUAAAAUUGGACCAGAAGCCACAGAUACCGCCCAAGAAAAUCAUUGGUGAACGCUUUCGUAAUGCUCGUCCUCCAGAUUCUCUGUAUAUCAGUGCACCUCAGCCAUAUACUCCAAUCAAUACGUUCCAAGGUACAGGUACCCCGCAUACUCCACAGUCUGCACCGCCAGUCAUCUCAUCAACACAAAAUGGUUCACCAUUUUGGAAUCGUAAUCAAGUGGAUAGGUCAAUUUAUGACUGUCCAAAAGAACUACAAGCAACUUUGGGACAUAACAAUGAUAGUGUGCCAUCUACUUCAGUGGCAACAUCCAUUACAAACAGCCAAAAUCUGUAUUCAUCCCAAACAGCAGAUAACAGAAUGCACACAAGUAUCACUGGCCACACAUUAGCUACUCUUCCUAAACCAUCUCCAAACACAGAGCUCUCUCAAGAGACUUCAGGUGCAAAGGAGUACGUUAAUGCAAGGGUAGUAAGAAAUCCCAACACGGACACAAAAGAACCAUCAAGAUAUGUAUAUGUUCCUCUUCCAACCAAAAGAGGAUCUCGAGAUAAUAAGGCACCACAUGAAUAUGCAAACUGCACAUUGAGUGCACAGUCGGAUUCUGUGGAGGGGGAAGAUCCUACAGAGAUAUAUAUGGACUCGCAAAUUGUGAAGAAAGGAGCACCUGGUAAAUUCCCUGUAUAUGAUGAAGUAAUUCCUACAGCACAGUCAAAGACUGAAAGUUCUAUCAAUAAGUCUACUUCUAAAGAAAACGUAUCUCUCCCCAUGUCUACUUCAGCAUCACCAGGAUCACUUGGCACUCCAGGCUCAGCCACUACCCCAGGAUCUGCAGACUAUGAGGUCAUGGACUUUGGUGAAACAAGUACUAGUGUUGAUGAGGUAUUUGAAACUGUCAACUAUGAACUGCUUGGUGCUAAAGACAGAAGAAUACAUAGAAACACGGAGAAUAAACACUCAGCAGAUAAUGUAAAGGACUUUUGUUCUAAAAAGGAUUUAGAUCCGAUUGCUCGGCAGGUAUAUCUAGAUUGCCAGGAUUACCUCCUCCAUGGUACCAACAAAUCUCCAGUGCCAUCCCUGAUGCCAAAACCUUCGGAGAAAGAGGCCAAGAAAGUAGCAAAACCAACAGACAUGUCAAAAAGCCUUACUUCAGCUCUAGACACAAGCAUGGAUGUAGAUGAGGUUAAAAGUAAAGUAAAUGUGGCACCCCAAGGGCUGAGGACCAGAGAACGUCGAAACAGCUACAGGCAGGCAGUAAAUCCUGUCACACAUGGUGAACCCAAAACGCCAGAAGAAAAGAUGAGUGGAAAGUCGGAACCGAACCGAAGCAUCCACAAAUAUGAGACCAUUUGGUUUGAGAAUGGAAAGCACAUAACAAGGAAAAAUAACCCAAGUCCAAAUAGCCAACAACAAUUGCAUCAACAGGUUUCUAAAUCGGCAAGUGUCCCAGCAGAGAGAGAAGACCCACAACAGAGAGGCAGUUCAAGUGUUUAUAUGCAAGUUAAGACCCCAUCUACGGAAGAUCAUGGAUCUAAUUUUAACCAGAUGUCAAAUAAUAAAGAUUCUCUUUUUAAAGAAAAAUUGGAAGAGUUUCACACUCUCGUUAAUAGCAUUGAGUGGGAAAAGCCAGUGAGAAAGAGUGCUGCCUCUCCAAGGCUUUUGGAUGAUGAUGCAAACUCUAAAGGAUCUGGAAGUAAUAACAGCACCUUACAGUCCCAUUCUACAUCAUCAUCAUCCAGAGAUAGUGAACAUCAAGAGCCAAUUUAUGUCAAUACUCCACCUCUCUUACCUGUCUCUAGAACUUUGUCAUCCAGUAACAAAGGUCAGCUACCCCCAAAAGCUACCAGAAAUUGUGAUCCAAUCGAGUCAAGAUCACCACUACCUUUGCGCCAUAGUCGCACUGAAGGUAAAUUAGACAAUACGGACUCCAGAACUGGGCAGCAGUCACCAGUUAUUAAUACAAAUUCCUUAUAUGGUACCAUAGCAACCUCAACUGUAAGGCCUAAACCACCUGGGAGUAAUUCUUCUUCACCAUCUUUUCCAAACUUUUCUCAAAAUCAGGCAAAGCCACCAUCACCCUAUCAUAGUUUAGUGUCUACGGCCACUCUUCCAUCAAGAACAACAAUAUCUCCAACACCUUACCAUAAUAUACCCCCACCUAAAGGAUUUGGUAAUGGAACGUCCCCUGGUAAUUCUCCCAAUCCACUCCAUUCUCUACAGCAGAACAGAGAAAAUCAUGAACCUUUGUCAUCUUCACCAUAUUACAACAUGGCCAUGUUUACAAGUGGCAAACCCAAUCAAGGUUUUUCUCCUUAUACAUCGCCUCCACAAAUUUCAAAUGUGGUGCGUCAAAAUUUCCCUCACGGCCAACCUUCCAAAGCCCACAUCAUAGGAGAUAUUGCCAUAGUUGGAGAAGAAUCUGUGCGACUCAGGCGGCCUGGGUUAGCGCCACACCCUAGAACAGAUGUUGGAAGUGGGUGCAGUAGCAAUGACUCGAGAGGUUCUGAAGGAGCACCUAUUGCUCCUCCAAGAAUAAAGAGGAAUUCAACCGCUGGCUUACCCAGGCAUAGUGCCAUUGAGCCAUCAUCGCACAUGCACAGCGAUAGGCGUUGCUCAACAGAUGGUCCUGAAAACUACCGCCAAACCAUGAUAACAGCUAAACAGAGCUGGCCCCUUGGUGAUGAUGAGCCUCCACCAGCAGUGCCAGCCAAAACAGCAGCAGCAUAUCAGUACUCCGAUCCACCACCACCACCUCCCCACAACCACCCACCCAGCCCCCAUCACCUACCUCUCAAUCAUACACAUUCUCCUUACCUUCAGCCGCCGCCACCCAAACCUGUGCUUCAACAGCCUUCCUUGAUACAGCAACACCAGCAUCCACAGCAGGCAUCAACUCAGCCUAUGCAGAUAUCACCAUACCAGUCACCUCCUGUGCCACAGUCUUCUAAGAAACCACAGAAUCAAAAUUCUGCACUAGAGCAUCAUCACAGACCACCUAAACCCUUGAUAGAGACUGUUCAAGACCAGAAAAACUCUCCAUUGUCUGAUCAGAAUAAACAUACUGUGGCUGGGCAGAACAGGGCUGAGGAUGUAGUAGUCAGUGAGAGCAGUUCUGAAAGCUCCGAUGACGAGGGGAUCUUUCACAAAUUCUCUGCCCCAAAUAUCUUCAAGAAGUGGCGUUCCAAUUCAAACAAGCAGGCGAUUCCACAAGUACCUUCGUCUCCUAAAGCUACAAGCUCUCAUUUCUACACUUCAAGAGAAAUGAAGGAAGAAAAGGACAUGGAAAAGGACAACAUGAAAGGAGUAAAAGAUCAAAAAGAUAACACUGCAGUUUCGUCGCCAACCUCACCAAAACCCUUAGUGAAAGCAUUUGAAAGAUUAAAAUUCAACCCCAAAUCUGUAGCUGCCAAUUUCAAGUCUUAUUUGAGUCCACGUGGGGAUAAGAUUGAGGGUGAUAGUGGAGGAGGUGCUGAGGGCCAUCCAAAUGAAUCGCCAAGUGGCAAUUUUGUGAACUCACCUGGCACUGGCACUAGGAACAUCCAGAAGAGUGCCAGCUCUGGCCCCACCAUCACUGCCUUCUCACAAGUGGUACAAGAUUACAGUAAGUAAAUGGUGUAUAUAGCAUUCUGUA